GCGUUGGGGCGAAAGGUUGCUGGAUCGAAUCCCCGAACUGACAAGGUACAAAUCUGUCGUUCUUGCCCUGAACAAGGGAGUUGUUCCACGGUAGGCCGUCAUUGUAAAUAAGAAUGUGUUAUUAACUGACUUGUCGAGUUUUUAAUAGAUAAACGUGUAAAAAAGUAUAACAAAACACUAUUUCCUUGUUCAGAGUUUGAAGCGUAUGACUGACGUCAUCGCCUCCAAUAUGCUGUUGUAGCCUACUGUCCACCGCGAAACUGCUCAUAAGAGAGCAAGAUAUUUCACGGGGAUAACAACACGAACAUAUAACAUGAAUGGCCGAAACUGUUGGACUAUAAAUUACUGGUGUGACAUAUGAGCACUGCCCGAAGGGGGGAGAGGGAGAGAUGAACAUAGAAGUCAGUUCCAUCCCAAAGCUGUACCCAGUCGCAGAGGUCUUCCCAUGGAAUGAGUUCUCCUACACAGCCUGUCUGAGCCCCACAGAGCCCCACGACACAGACGGAUGGCUCUCCGCUCUGCCUGCCUUCCACAAUCAUCAUCCACCCUAUCCCAUCUGUGAGAGAAUGCACCAGACAGGCACCCAAUGCUCUGCUCCAGAGGAGAGCGGCAAGACCGCCACAGACCCUGGAGAGGCUCAGCUGGACUUCUACUGUAAACUGGGCUACUCCCCAGCGCAGGUCCAGACCGUGCUGCAGAAGUUUGGCCUGAACACAGACACUAAUAGGAUUCUGGGGGAGCUGGUGCAGACUGGAGCCAGCCCAGAAGGGAUGGAGAAGGAGGGAGCCCCAACUACCAUGUCUGUCCUGGUUGCUAGAGGGGAGACCCUUAGUAGCCUGCCCCUCACCCCUCCACCAAUUUGGGAGGAUGCAGCCAGUGAGGAGGAAGAUGAUCUGAAACCCAUAGUGAUCGAUGGGAGUAAUAUGGCUAUGAGCCACGGGAACAAGGAAGUGUUUUCCUGCCUGGGAAUCCAGCUGGCUGUGAACUUCUUCCUGGACAGGGGUCAUACUGAUAUCACUGUGUUUGUUCCCUCAUGGAGGAAGGAGCAGCCCAGACCAGAUGUCCCCAUCACAGAUCAACACAUUUUGCGUGAGCUGGAGAGAAAGAAAAUCAUGGUGUUCACCCCUUCGCGGCGUGUAGCGGGCAGACGUGUGGUCUGCUACGAUGAUCGCUUCAUCGUCAAGCUGGCGUACGAGUCAGACGGUGUCAUCGUAUCCAACGACACAUACCGUGACCUUCAGGGCGAGAGACAGGAGUGGAAGCGCUUCAUCGAGGAGAGGCUGCUCAUGUUCUCGUUCGUCAAUGACAAGUUCAUGCCCCCUGAUGACCCCCUGGGUCGCCAUGGUCCCACCCUGGAGAACUUUCUACGGAAGGUUCCUCGGUUACCACGCAAACAGCCAUGUCCUUACGGAAGGAAAUGCACUUAUGGAAUAAAGUGUAAAUUCUACCACCCGGAGCGAGUCAACCAAUCCAAUCGCUCUUUGGCUGACGAGCUGCGGGAGAAGGCCAAGCUGCCCUUGUCACAACAGAAACACCCCACCACAGGUCCUGGACUUGCCUAUGGCCUUUCCCUGGAGGAGCAGAUGGCUCAGAAACUGACCCUAGAACAGUGGAAUGGCUCCUUGAAGAAAGGCCUCACCAGUGAGAAUGUUCUUCUUCUCAAGGGAGGCCAUCGCUCCAGCUGGACGUCCCCAGCUAAGAAGGCCAGCACCAACCGACAUUCCCAGACCGACCUGGACUCGGCCCUGGCCAGUGGCUCUCAAGAGAGGCUAGAUUCUGGGCUGGGCUCCUUCGAGAGCCAGGCAUCUGACCCCUCUAGAAACCACUGUGAUCACUAUAGCAACGCUGGGUACAGGAACUGCCAGUCAAAGUCCGCCCCCAGUAUGAAACAACAACGCUAUUCUCUCCCUAGCGACCUGCCUUGUAGCUGCUGCUCCCAUGCUCCUCAGCCUUCAGGCCCCAGUGCAGGAUACCAACAACACCACAGCCCACACCAUAGCAUGGGCCCAGCCAGCACCCACAACCCAGACAUGAUGACCUACUACCCCCCUUGUUACCCCAACUAUGGAACACCAACGUAUCCAGUUAGUAUGCAUCAGUAUAGCCACCCCAGUGACUACCAACAGCAGGGCAGGGUCCACCGUUCACAGCAGACCUUCUGGUCGGACCCAUUUGGGACUUCUCCUCAGACUCUCCAUUGCAUUGCUCAGGUGGAGCAGCAGAGACACGGGUCCCCUGCCCGGACACAGCCGAGCCCCCAUGGGGAGUGCAGGGAGAGGGAGGACGGCAGGGAGAGGGAGGAUGUCAGGAAGAAGCUGCUGGCCAUCUUUAACGGCCGUCUGGUUGACAGGGCCAUGGACAUGUUCCCCCAUCUCAUGGACCCACAGAGACUGGCUGCUGAGAUCCUCACCCUGAGAUCCUCUCAGGGCCUGUGAUUGGCUCGUUGCUCUGAGAUGGAGGGAUUUUUAGUUUUUUUCAGUUGAAAGAGUCUCUUGAAAAAAUGUCCAAGCUACUAUAAAGAUCAAUGUUUCCCUAAGGUGGAAACACAGAUCUUCCAACUGUAUUUGCUUUGCCAAAUGUGUUCUUGCCAAGUGUUUCAGGAACUAGGUCGCUUAUAUUGCCUCGAACAUAAAACCGGAGGCAAUUGAUUGUUGAUGCAAGUUGUAUCUAUUUAAUAAAUCUUUCUAGACCCUCGAGUGUAUUCGAUGGGUAAAAGUAAUGUAUUUGAGGAGCAAUAUUCUUACAGAAUGCAUGUAUAGUGGGGCAAAAAAGUAUUUAGUCAGCCACCAUUUGUGCAAGUUCUCCCACUUAAAAAUAUGAGAGGCCUGUAAUUUUCAUCAUAUGUACACUUCAACUAUGACAGACAAAAUUAGAUUUUUUUUCCCCAGAAAAUCACAUUGUAGGAUUUUUAAUGAAUUUAUUUGCAAAUUAUGGUGGAAAAUAAGUAUUUGGUCAAUAACAAAAGUUUAUCUCAAUACUUUGUUAUAUACCCUUUGUUGGCAAUGACAGAGGUCAAACGUUUUCUGUAAGUCUUCACAAGGUUUUCACACACUGUUGCUGGUAUUUUGGCCCAUUCCUCCAUGCAGAUCUCCAGAGCAGUGAUGUUUUGGGGCUAUUGCUGGGCAACAUGGACUUUCAACUCCCUCCAAAGAUUUUCUAUGGGGUUGAGAUCUGGAGACUGGCUAGGCCACUCCAGGACCUUGAAAUGCUUCUUACGAAGCCACUCCUUCGUUGCCCGGGCAGUGUGUUUGGGAGCAUUGUCAUGCUGAAAGACCCAGCCACGUUUAAUCUUCAAUGCCCUUGCUGAUGGAAGGAGGUUUUCACUCAAAAUCUCACGAUACAUGGCCCCAUUCAUUCUUUCCUUUACACGGAUCAGUCGUCCUGGUCCCUUUGCAGAAAAACAGCCCCAAAGCAUGAUGUUUCCUCCCCCAUGCUUCACAGUAGGUAUGGUGUUCUUUGGAUGCAACUCUGCAUUCUUUGUCCUCCAAACACGACGAGUUGAGUUUUUACCAAAAAGUUAUAUUUUGGUUUUAUCUGACCAUAUGACAUUCUCCCAAUCUUCUUCUGGAUCAUCCAAAUGCUCUCUAGCAAACUUCAGACGGGCCUGGACAUGUACUGGCUUAAGCAGGGGGACACGUCUGGCACUGCAGGAUGUGAGUCCCUGGCGGUGUGUUACUGUUGGUAGGCUUUGUUACUUUGGUCCCAGCUCUCUGCAGGUCAUUCACUAGGUCCCCCCGUGUGGUUCUGGGAUUUUUGCUCACCGUUCUUGUGAUAAUUUUGACCCCACGGGGUGAGAUCUUGCGUGGCGCCCCAGAUCGAGGGAGAUUAUCAGUAGUCUUGUAUGUCUUCCAUUUCCUAAUAAUUGCUCCCACAGUUGAUUUCUUCAAACCAAGCUGCUUACCUAUUGCAGAUUCGGUCUUCCCAGCCUGGUGCAGGUCUACGGUUUUGUUUCUGGUGUCCUUUGACAGCUCUUUGGUCUUGGUCAUAGUGGAGUUUGGAGUGUGACUGUUUGAGGUUGUUGACAGGUGUAUUUUAUACUGAUAACAAGUUCAAACAGGUGCCAUUAAUACAGGUAACGAGUGGAGGACAGAGGAGCCUCUUAAAGAAGAAGUUAGAGGUCUGUGAGAGCCAGAAAUCUUGCUUGUUUGUAGGUGACCAAAUACUUAUUUUCCACCAUAAUUUGCAAAUAAGUGUUUAAAAAAUCCUACAAUGUGAUUUUCUGGAUUUUUUCCCCCCUCAUUUUGUCUGUCAGUUGAAGUGUACCUAUGAUGAACAUUACAGGCCUCUCAUCUUUUUAAGUGGGAGAACUUGCACAAUUGGUGGCUGACUAAAUACUUUUUUGCCCCAUUGUACAUAAGCCUUAGGGCACUAUUAUAGACAAAUGUUUCAAGAUGAAUUAUGACAUAAAGAGUAUUAUCGGCACAGUGUGCCAUAAUGUUGGUCACAGCUAACUGUCUAGUACGGUCUAAUACGGUAGUGAAGUAGAUGCUCUAUGGGUCAAGUUCAUUGAAGAACAUUAAUGUCCAGAGAAGAAGUAUAAUUGCAUUCUUAAUUUAAAAGAAAUAACUCUAUAAUACAAAAACAUACAAAAUAGAUAGUCAAUAGAUAUAGACCAGUAUAAUAUUUUUUGCCAUUUCUAGUAUCUACUUUGUAUUCAUUCUGUGUGCAGCAAUGUGAGAGCAGAUGGCUUGUUUAUUAUUUUUAUAAUUUCAGAUCGUUGUUCAGUGCCCUUCCCCUUUUCCACAUUUUGUUACGUUACAGCCUUAUUCUAAAAUAGAUUAAAAUAUUUUUCUCAUAAAUCUACACACAAUACCCCAUAAUUACAGAUCAAAAACAGGUUUCUAGAAAAUUGUGCAAUUUAUAUUUUUUAAACCCAAAAAGCAGAAAUACCUUAUUUACAUCAGUAUUCAGACCCUUUGCUAUGAGACUCGCAAUUGAGUUCAGGUGCAUCCUGUUUCCAUUGAUUAUCCUUGAUGUUUCUACAACUUGAUUGGAGUCCACUUGUGGUAAAUUCAAUUGAUUGGAUAUGAUUUGGAAAGGCACAUACCUCUCUAGAUAAGGUCCAACAGUUGAGCAUGUCAGAGCAAAAACCAAGCCAUGAGGUCGACGGAAUUGUCCAUAGAACUCCGACACAGGAUUGUGUCGAGGCACAGAUUUGGGGAAGGGUACCAAAAAAUGUAUUCAGCAUUGAAGGUCCCCAAGAACACAGUGUCCUCCAUCAUUUUCCAAUGGAAGUAGUUUGGAACCACCAAGACUUCCUAGAGAUGGUCGCCCCUGUCAAACUGAACAAUCGUGGGAGAAGGGCCUUGGUCAGGGAGGUGACCAAGAACCCGAUGGUCACUCUAACAGAGUUCCUCUGUGGAGAUGGGAGAACCUUCCAGAAGGACAACCAUCUCUGUAGCACUCCACCAAUCAAGUCUUUGUUAGGGUGGCCAGACGCAAACCACUCCUCAGUAAAAGGCACAUGACGGCCUUCUUGGAGUUUGCCAAAAGGCACCUAAAGACUCUGACUAUGAGAAACAAUAUUCUCUGGUCUGAUGAAACCAAGAUUGAAGUCUUUAGCCUGAAUGCCAAGCUUAACGUCUGGAGGAAUCCUGGUACCAUCCCUACGGUGAAGCAUGGUGGUGGGAGCAUCAUGCUGUGGGGAUGUUUUUCAGUGGCAGGGACUGGGAGAUGGAGUAAAGUACAGAGAGAUCAUUGAUGAAAACCUGCUCCAGAGCACUCAGGACCUCAGACUGGGGCGAAGGUUCACCUUCCAACAGGACAACAACCCUAAGCACAAUGCCAAGACAACGCAGGAGUUUCUUCGGGACAAGUCUCAAUAUCCUUAAGAGACCCAGCCAGAGCCUGGACUUGAACCCGAUCGAAUAUCUCUGGAGAGACCUGAAAAUAGCUGCGCAGUGACGCUCUCCAUCCAACCUGACAGAUCUUGAGAGGAUCUGCAGAGAAGAAUGGGAGAAACUCACCAAAUACAGGUGUGCCAAGCUUGUAGCGUCAUACCCAAAAACACUUGAGGCUGUAAUCACUGCCAAAGGUGAUUCAACAAAGUAGAGAGUAAACGGUUUGAAUACUGUUGUAAAAAUUCUGAAACACUGUUUUUGCUUUGGCGUUGUGGCGUAUUUUGUGUACAGUAGAUUGAUGAGGGUGGAAAAAACGGUUGAAUCAAUUUUAGAACAAGGCUGUAACGUAACAGAAUGUGGGGUCUGAAUACUUUCCGAAUGCACUGUGUGUGUUCAUUAGCUGCCAAGGGAGUGUUUUUCUUUUCUUCAGUGUGCAUGGAGUUGUGGUGUGAAUACAGGCAAUUAAUAAUUUCAGUUUUCGUAUCAAGACGUGAGAUGGGUUAGUUCAUGCAUUGUGUGACCAAGUAGCAACACAGAGACACGAAGUGGUGAACAGCCAAAACAGAUGGAAUCUGAUGUGGAGUAUCAGAGUUAAAUGUUAUAAAUUAGUCUGUGAAAGUUUAGUCUGUGAAAGUUUAUCUCCCCAAAUGUUUAUAAUGUUUUAGACAAAGCUUUACAGAUGAAACAUGAUAUGACAAUGGAUAAUAUGUAGGAAAGUUAUUUAGUUUUGUCACAGUUUUGGUAGUGGUACUGAUAAGCUUUCAUCUUUUGGGGGAGUUGUAAGUCUUUCUACUGCAAAACUUCUGUUGUGACUCACUGUGCUGGGAGCUGUUCAUACCGGCUAUUCACUGCUAUUAUUACUGAUGGGAAAAUAUAAUAGUUAUUUUGAGAAUAAGGAAAUUCACCAAACUGCUGUUGUGGGUUUAAUAAAUUCAUGACUCAUUUUGAGGGAACAGUU
Molecule: messenger RNA, 6798 nt
Organism: Oncorhynchus keta (chum salmon)
Lineage: Eukaryota; Metazoa; Chordata; Actinopteri; Salmoniformes; Salmonidae
Product: ribonuclease ZC3H12A-like
Exons: 6
Coding region: 390-2435 (681 amino acids)
Biological process (GO): nuclear-transcribed mRNA catabolic process, RNase MRP-dependent; 3'-UTR-mediated mRNA destabilization
Cellular component (GO): nucleus; cytoplasmic ribonucleoprotein granule
Molecular function (GO): metal ion binding; RNA endonuclease activity; mRNA binding
Source: RefSeq, a predicted model, not a curated record